Molecule: messenger RNA, 531 nt
Organism: Microthlaspi erraticum
Lineage: Eukaryota; Viridiplantae; Streptophyta; Magnoliopsida; Brassicales; Brassicaceae
Source: the annotation of a GenBank genome assembly
AUGAAGAACCAAUUCGCCGGACUUCUCUUCCUCUCCAUCAUUCUCCUCUCCUCCGUCGCCGGAAAUGCUGAUUCAAACCUGAUAUCUGAGCUCUGCAAACAUUGCGAAGACCCACAACUUUGUCUAUCCAGCAUAGAGGCGCGUCCCGAGUCAGGUGAAUUCGCAGGCACGACCAACCAAAUCGAAAUCAUAGCAAUCUCCGCCGCGUCUACGAAUGCAUCCGCCACUUCCACGUACAUCAAGGCGCAGCUUAGCCGCGAGGAUCUGGAGCCAGCGACUGAAGUCACACUCGAGGAUUGUCAAAAGAACUACCAAGAUGCCGUGGAGAACCUUGACGACUCUGUCUCCGCAAUGCUCGCCGACGCGCACGCCGAUGUGGACGUCUGGCUAAAAGCUGCGAUCAGCGCCAUCGAAUCAUGUGAAAACGCGUUGGAGUCACGUGCCGCGAACGAUGCUGAGCUUUCUCAGAGGAACCUUGUUUUUCAAAAAUUGUGCAAAAAUGCUUUGGUGAUUAACAAAAUCUUAACUUGA